Notechis scutatus (mainland tiger snake) is the source of this 527-nucleotide messenger RNA. Lineage: Eukaryota; Metazoa; Chordata; Lepidosauria; Squamata; Elapidae. The record is from RefSeq and is a predicted model, not a curated record.
CUCGGGCGGGAGCAGGCGGUACAGUGGAGCCGGCGCCCGGAUCGGAGGAACGGGGUCCCGGAGGAGGCAUCGCGAGGAACUAAAUCAUGGCUUUUCAGAAGGCAGUGAAAGGAACUAUCCUCGUAGGAGGAGGGGCCGUUGCAACCGUCUUUGCCCUCUCACAACUUUCUCAAUAUAGAAAAAAAGGUCAUCAUGCAACUGUGGAAGCUUCAGAAUGCAAACUUGUACCAAUACUAAACUCCCUUCCGACUAGAGAGAAUCAUUUCCAGGCUUUGAGAGAAACUUCAGAAUUUGAUGUUCUUAUCAUAGGGGGCGGUGCCACAGGAAGUGGUUGUGCCUUAGACGCUGUUACAAGAGGCCUCAGCACAGCUCUUGUAGAACGGGAUGAUUUCGGAUCAGGGACUAGCAGCAGAAGUACUAAAUUGAUCCAUGGUGGAGUGAGAUAUCUACAGAAGGCCAUCAUGAAGUUGGAUUUUGAGCAGGAAUCAGGGAUUAUGGCUGAAUUGGAGGUGGGGGCAGGACUGUGA